AAUCAGUCCAUCCAGCGUACUCAACUUCCACUGCAAGACAAGAGUUUAUUGAACCCAUCAUGGGGGAUACUAAGCUCUUUGUUUUGCUGCUUUUAUAUACCAUUGUCGUUACUGAUGCUCAAGAUGAUAGAGCAGUGUGCCUUUUGGCCAAAAGGUACAAGAGCUUUCACAAGUAUGAGUACCUCUAUGAAUCCGAGUCUCUGAACACUCUGAAUGGAGCUAUCAAUGGACCCAAAGUCAGCUGCAAGGUUGAGAUUGAGGUCCCUGGCACAUGUCACUUCAUUGUGCUCACCAAGGAGUGCACACUGAGCGAAGUUGUCAGUGUCGAUGCAGAUGGAAACCCAAUCUUUGGAUCUACUGCUGGUGCUGAGACCUUCAAGGAUCAAAUGGAGAAGAACCCAUUAAAGGUCAUUGUAGAAGGUGAGAAUGACAUCAAGCUCUUCCCUGAGGAUGGUGAGCUAAUCAACAUCCUAAAUAUCAAGAGAGGUAUCAUCUCUGCCCUGGCUGUGCCUGUGCUCCAAGAAGAAAAGAAUAAGCAAAUGCCUACCAUCCAUGGUCUGUGUGAGACUGAUUACACUGUGAACACCAGGGAAGAUAUUGCCACUGAUGUGACCCUCAACAGGGACUUAUCCAGAUGUGACCAGUUCAGGCCAAUCAAGGACCACACCAGCCCUCUGGCUAUAAUUACAGGCAUGCACUACCCACUUGCUCAGUUUAUCAGAAGCAAACAGACUUGCAGCUACAAAUUUGACAAUACAAAGAAACACAUGACCUCUGGGGUUUGCACUGAGGACCACCUCCUUGUGCCCUUUUCAUAUAAGGAGAAGUACGGUGUUACCAGUGUUAGCAAACAGACACUGUCUCUGUUAGGAGUGACUGAGUACAAUGAAAGAGUGUUUGAUCACAAAGAGGCCAACAUGAAGACACUGCACCUGGAUGAGAGUGUUGAUAUGAGCCCCAGUCAAGAUAAAAAUGCCAUCCUUGCUGUUCUGAGGGAGCUCUCUGGCCUUUCCCACACCAACAAUGGACAAAAGAGAGCUCACCUUGCUUACAAGCUUGUAGCUGUGAUGCGAAAGAUGAAUGCUGAUACACUGUCUGCUGCUUUGCCAGAGGCUCUGGAAAUCUCUCCAUCCCUGACCUAUCAGGCUCUGUUCCAGUGUGGCACACCAGAGUGCAGCAGUACCAUGAUGCAAGUCCUCAGGACCUUCAAAAGCUCAUCCACUGAAAUUGAUGCUGCAGUCUAUGCCAUGGGAAUGGUACCCAACCCCUCUCGUGUGCUUGUCAAGGAAAUGCUGGAGAUGGCCAAGUUUAAGCCAAGCAAACUCAUUUACUAUGCUACCAGCAAUGCUGUUAGAAGGCUCUAUAAGGCUGAAGGAAGAGUCACCCCUGAAAUCCAGGCAGUGGCAGAUUAUGCCUUUGAAAAUAUUGGGGACUGCACAGGUGACCAGGAACACAUCUAUCUGACUCUAAGAGUUAUUGGAAACAUGGCUGAAGCUGUAGGUGCUGCCAGUCCUGCCCUGAAGUCAGCUGUGAUUCAGUGUAUUAACCAAGCAGCUGCCUCCGCCAAGGUUCAGCAAGCAGCCAUCCAGGUCUUCAGACUGACCACAAUCCCUGAAGAGGGCAGAACAGUGCUAAUGCAGGUUCUCCUGGAUGGAGCAGCUCCUGUGCAGAAACGUAUUGCUGCUUACCUCAUUCUCAUGAAGAAUCCCCAGCCUGAUGAACUUCUGCGUUUGGCUGCAGCUCUACCCAGUGAAGGAAAUCUUCAAGUCAAGAGCUUUGUAAUAUCUCACCUCACCAACAUUCUGAGCUCUACUGCACAAGAGACCAAAGAGCUCAGGCAGAAAAUCUUUGACAGCCUUCAAGGCAAUGAGGUUGGAAAUCUCAUGGACGCCACUCAGUUUUCUCGUAACUACAAAUUUGGCUUUCUGGAGGGAAAUAUGAUCUUUGACAAAGAAAAUGAACUGCCAACAGAAGCCAUGCUUGAAAUGACCCUGAAUGCUUUCGGAUUUGACAUAGACAUGGUUGAGGUUGGUAUGGAGGGUAAGGGACUUGAGCCAACUGUUGAGGCCUUGUUUGGUCCAAAUGGUUUCUUUCCUGAUACAGUGAUGAAGGCUGUCUACUAUGCUACUGAUAAGAUGCCUUCCCAAGUUAAUGAGAUCCUCAAGACCAUGAUCCCAGCCUUGAAUGACAGAAAAAAGAGACAGGUACCAAAAAAUAUUAUCAGAGAAAUUGGUAAAAAUGUUGACAAACUACUCAAGAAACUGAAGUCCCAAGAUAGCCCUGAAGCCAUGCUCUACCUAAGGUUGUUGGGUGCUGAACUUGGCUAUCUUAAAACCAACGAUUUGGAGGAAAUGGCCUCCUCUGUGACAAAGGUGGCUGAAAAUCUCCUGAAGAUGUUCCCUACUGAUUUUGUCAAGAGUUUGUUCUCAAGUACAGACAAUGAGCUUUUCCUUCAUUACAUCUUCAUGGACAAUGAGUUCUACCUGCCGACUGGUCCUGGGCUUCCACUGAGGGUGGCUUUGUCUGGUACCUUUACACCUGGUGUUAAAGGAGGACUCAGAAUUAGACCAGAUAUGAGUGAGAUUUCUUUCAUGCCAUCUGCUGGUGUUGAGUUUGUGACUGAAAUUGGUGCACACCUCCCAGACUAUGUUCACUCUGGUCUGGAGAUGCACACCAACAUCUACCAUGAGAGUGGGAUGAGAGCUAAAGUUGCAAUGACUCGUAAUCAGAUCAAGCUGACCAUCCCUGCUCCUGAAAGCCCAGUGAAGGUUCUCAGUGUGAGCAACUCCAUGGUGUCUGUCACUGGUGAUAAAACUACAGCCAUCCCUCCUAUGAUGGACCGUGUUGAUGUGAACAAAUGCACACCUCUCUUCCCUGGUGUGAAAUAUUGCAGUGCCCUUCAGUACUCUGAUGCCAUGUUCAAUGAUGCCUCCCCAUACUUCCCCCUUUCUGGUGACAGCAAAUUUGCUAUUGAGCUGCACCCCACAGCUGAUGUCUCUGAGUACACAGCCACUAUUAACUAUGCACAUGAGGAGAACACUGACAAAGUCACAUUUGAUGUAAAAGCUGAAGGAACAACCUUUGAGGCCACAUCCAAGUUCAUGUUCAAUAGAAAGGAAUAUACUGUUUCUGCUGAACUCCAAAUCCCUGACUAUGACAUCGAGGCUGGAAUUCGAAUUGGCUCUGCUGACCCAAGCACGAAGGGCACACAUUCCAUCCAGAUUGACCUCAUCAACAAGAACAUCCCUCAGGCAUCUCUGAUUGGUCUGGCCAAGAUUGAGGCGAUGAAAGAUGCCCUGCUGCAGGUUCAGUUGCUUGUCCCAGAUUUUGAGGCUGAUGCAAAAGUAAUUGCCAGGCUAAAGCGUGAAGAGGAAUUGGAAGUUGAGCUUGAAAAUGACCUCAAGUUAUUUGACAUGUCCUCUGUGCAGAAAAUCAUCCUAAAAUAUGACCACGAGAAAGUUGAAGCUCAGAUUAAGUCAGAUGUCAACUCUAAAACCCAGAAAAUUGUUUCCAAUCUUCACACCAUCAAGGCGCACAUCAAUGACAUCUUGGAUGAGAAUUUUGGACAGACUAGGACAAAGGUCUGUGAUAUUUUAGCCUCAUCAAUUGAGGCCACAAAUUCCUAUAUUGCAGCUUCCAAGAUCCCAUAUGUGGAAAACCUAAGGGUUCCUUCCCUCCAUGAGUUUGAGGUGCCUGAGAUGCUGUUUUUAAAUAUUGAGACAGGUGCAAAGUACCACUUUGGGAAGCAUUACUACACCAUCAUCCUGCCAAUGCCUCUUGGUGGCAAAUCAUCCAAGGACCUGAACUUUCCUCCUGCUCUAACCACACCAAAUCUGGAUGUACCUCAACUUGGUCUGAAUAUUGCCUCUAUUAAAGUCCUUCUUCCUGAGAUUUUUGUUCCCAAGACCCUUACUCUGUCUCUGCCCACCCUUGGAAAGGCUGAACUGACCAGUAAGCUUAGCAGCAACCUCUAUGAUCUGGAGGCAACUGUGUCUGCUGGCAGAGAUUCUGAUGAAAAUCAAGGCUACUCUGCUAAAGUUGGUGUAACUGGAUCUGGCCCUGUAGAUCUCCUUUCCCUUAGAAUUGAAGGAUCAGCCUUAAUUAAUGGAUUAAUGACUGAUACUCUAAGGGCAGAGUUGAACACUGUUCUCAAUCACAAGCUCAUUGAUGCCAAAAUCAGCAUUGCUGAAGAAGUACAACUGAUGGAGAAAAUCAGUAUAAAAUCAAGCAGCAAGUUAGAAGCCACCAGUCCCUUCAAUGUAAAGUUUUCUCUGGAACAUACAGGUCAAAUGGGAGUCAAUAUAGAAGAGAUCUCUGGAGAUAAUCACUUAAAAGGAUCCUUUGUGACUGGUCCUAUUGACGGUGAUGUCUCCCUCACACAGUCACUUGCUAUCUUCCCAUUCAAGCCAGAGGCAAGAAUUGAGUCAACAUUCGAAGUUAGUUCAACUCCUUUCCAGGCUCAGAACAAAAUUCUAGCAAGUUUUGCUAAUGGAGAGCUAUCAGUUGUAUCAAACUCAGCUGCAUUUGAGGAUAUGCUGACACACAAUGCUGAAGUUACUCUCAUGAGAUCGAAGUGUGCUCUUAAAUCAGACACUAAGGCAUUGGCUCUGGGGCUGAAUAUCCAUAAUAUUGCUGAAGCAAACAUUGGGAUUGAAGCCAUCAGCAUAAGGAUUGAAACGAAAAGCAGUCAUUCUGAAGACCAUAUUAACUCCCUGAUGGUUGCAGCUCUCAAUAGUAAUGGACUGGUUGUUAACAGUGAUGCUUCUGUGAAGCUAGCUAAACACACAGCUACUCACAAAGCCAGUGUGACCCUGGACAAAAAUGGCCUAACAACCAGUGGCACCACCUCAGUGAACAGCCUGUUUACUCUUCAGAAUACUUUCAGUGGUAUCUUGCAAUCUUCUCAAUUUUCUCUAUCAGCUGAGACAAAAGGAACCUAUAUUGGCAUGUCUAUUGACAAUAGCAACUCCAUAUCUGCCUCAAUGUCUUCUGUAGCUUUAUCUUCUAAGUCUCAAGUUGAAGUUGCCCGGGAUAUAUGGUACAUAUAUGACAUCUUGGUUAAGGCAGAACCUUAUACUGCAACUGCUAGUGUGACAAGUCAUUUGAAGCUUGCCUCUGAUACAGAGCUGAAAAACACCUGUGAAAUCAAGCUUGAAGAUCUGACUGGAAAUGUUAAGUGCAGUACUGCUGGAAAACUCAUAGGAGCUCAUCUGAUCCAUGAAGCUGAAAUGGAGAUUGUUGGACUUGGUGUAAGAAUAAACAAUGAUGCCCGCUAUACAUCCCAAUUUGUUCGCUUCUCCACUAAACUUCAGGCCACUGCUGCUCCUUUCACUUUUAAUGUGCAUGCCCUUGCCAAUGGCGAUGGGGAACUGUAUCUUUUUGGAAAACACAGUGCACAGGUGUACACCAAAUUCCUUCUCAAAGCAGAGCCACUUGCUCUUGCCCAUUCCCAUGAAUGUAGAAUCUCAACUACACAUGAGUUAAACAAUCAAGUCAUUUUUGAGGCCAACUUUGAUAAGAAGGUUGACACCCUUCUGUCAUUUUCUGAGCAAUCCGCAACAGUAACAGUAAAGUCUAAAAUAAACAACAAUGUUUUUAACCAAGAACUUCGUGUUUAUAACAGCCAUGAGAGGACUGGACUGGAAGUGUCUGGAGGAGCCACAUUUAGAGAAAGCCAAGAUUUCUCUAUCUCCGCUUUAAUCCAGUAUGAUAAGAACACAGAUAGUCACGUUAUCAACCUGCCACUUUUGGAAAGUCUACCUGCAAUCCUGGAGAACCUCAAACUCACAACUGUGAAUCUUGCUGAGGCAUUACAGGAUUACAUAAAAAGAGAAGAAUUUAAUGCUCAGAUUCAGGCCCUUCUACAGUACUUGAUAGAUACUGUAACUGAGUUUAAUCUUAUAGAAAAAGUUGAGCAGUUUAAAAAGAACCUGGUUACAAUUUUGAAGAACUUUCCAAUCAGUACAAUGGACCUGGAGGCUGCUGUGAGUAACCUGAAGAUUGCCACAGUGUUUGUGAUGGCUGAUUUAGUUAAUCGUGCCCAAGAAGUACAGGAACAAAUUUUGAGUCGAGCUGACACAGUUAUGCAGAAGAUAACUUUAUUCAAUGAAGAGUAUGACAUCAAGGGCAUGCUUCUUGCUGUCAUUGAAGCCAUUGAAAAUGUGAUUAAACAGAUUGAUAUGACUAAACUGAAAGACAGCAGCAUUCCUGUAUUCUAUGAUGUUGAAGAACUGAACGUCAUUAAAGUGCAUCUACAGCAGUAUAUGACAGACCUGAAGUCUGUGGUCACGGAUUUUGAUAAGGCUCAGCUCGUGGACCAAAUGCAAAACAUCAUUAAAUCAACUGAGAUGUACACAGAGCGUCUGCUUGCCAAAUUACCCACAGAAGAUAUAAUAGAGAUUGCUGAUACACUACUGGAGAUAAUCAACGAACUGGACAUCUUUGGCAAGUGUAAAGUUAUCUACAACAACUUUAGAGAAGUUAUCAUAAAAUAUGAGCUUCACAAGAGGACUGAAGAAUUUCUGGACAAGCUUGUGGAACUCAUCAAACAGUUCAAAAUUGAUAAAACAAUUCAAGUCCUUGAUAAAACUCUGAAAUCAAUUCAGAUUCCUUUCCCACGUAUGCUGGAUGAUGCCCUCACCUACCUGAAGUCAACUGACAUAAAGCAGAUUAUUGAUGAUUUGAAUAUAUUAAUUGAGGCUUAUGUUCAAUCAGUGAAGUCGUUUGAAUACAAUACAUUUGUAGAAGAGGUUAAUCAAAAACUAACCAAGUUUACAGCAGAUCUUAACAAACUUAUCGUGUCACUUGAGCUUCCCAAGAAACUUGAGGCAACUAGAGAAUUCAUUAACUAUGCCCUGUCAUCUAUGUCUGCUUCCUUGGAACAGCUAAGAUCCUCAAGUGUUUCAGAUGUCAUAAAAAUCGUGACAAAUUUCAUUGACACUCUUGUCCUGAAUGACAUUAAGACAAUUGCUGAGAAUUUCAAGCAGAAUCUCAAUAAUAUGGACAUCAGAGGAGAACUGCUACAGGCUUUGCAGCAAGUGAGUGAUAUCUACAGCAAGGUUUUGUCUGUCCUCACUAAUGCAUUUAAUGACUAUGUCGAGGUGGCAACAAAAGUCCUUGGUGAUCAGCAGUUUGUCACUGAGCUGAAGCAAAUCAUUGAUAAUGUUGUCAAAGUCCUGAAGACAUCUGAAAUUGAGAUACCCUCCUUCACUGUCCCACUGACUGACCUGGUUCUUCCCUCCAGGAAAUUCAGUUUGCAGCAACUUCAGGAGGCUGAGUUACCUGUACAGUUUAGCCUUCCACAAUUCACCAUUCUGGGAUCCUAUACUGUCCCAGCAAUCACCAUCACAUACGACGAUAUCAAGCAAUUACUCAUAGACCUUGCUGACUUCAUAAUCAAUUUUAAUGCUGAGGCAUUUGCUAAUAAUGUUUACAUUGAAAAACUCAGAGUGAACUUGCCUGAACUCUCUACCUUCACACUGCCAGUGGUUACUUUACCAUAUAUUUCCUUUCCUGCCAUUCCUAAAUUAAAUAGUAAUCACAUUCUUGACAUUCCUCUUCAGAUUCCUGAGAUCAAACUGCCAAAAAUCCCUAAUUCACUGAUUUUGCCUGCACUUGGAAAGCUCCAUGGCAAGAUCAGGGUCAACAGCCCCAUUUACACCCUGAGCACCUUUGUUGAAUUUAAAAAUUCCACAGACACUGAACAAAGGCAGCACUUUAUUGCACUUAUUAAUUCUGUAGGGGAAUCUUCAAGCUUUAAGAUUCUAGACUAUAAUUUAAAUGCCAGUGUACGUAUUGGUCUCCCAAAAAUGAGCCGUAUGAUUAUUGCAGAUACUUUAAAGUUCAUACAUAGUGCCCUUACUGUUGAACAUCAGGCCUCAGUAACAUUAUACGGCCUCUCUGCCCAGGCCACUGCCCAUACAAAUGUGAAGGUAAUGACCACACCUUACACAGCAGACUUCAGAAACACAGCAUUCUUUGCAGUGGAAGAUGGAAUGUCAGCAUCUUCUGAUACAACUUACAAGCACCAGGUGAACAUUCCUUUCCUAUCACUGACCAGUGAGGCUACACUGACCGAGUCAGCAUUUGUUUUGCAGAAGGACGGCGCCAUUCAAUUGACAGUUGGCAAUACAGGCAAGGGCAAGUUUGCUCUUUCUGGAUACUCUAAUGAGGGAACCCACAAAAGUGACCUGCUCUGCACUAUUGCUCCAACAACUGUUAAAUUGACUUUUACUGGUGACACAAAUCUUAAGGGAGCUAUAAGUGGUACUCUAACCAACGCUGUAAACAUCAUUGUCCAUCCUACUGAAAUCACUGUUGAUAUCAAGAACAAGGGCAAUGGCAAAGUUAGUCUUCAAGAGUCACUUUCCACCAAAUUUGAAAUUCAGAAUGAACAUGCCUUAAUUCUCAACCGCUUGAAACAGCAUAUUAACAAUGCAGCACUUUUGCGCUUCAGCCAGAACAAAUACAGCUAUAACUUCACACUUGAGAACAACAAUUUUGAGACAGGAAUUUAUACUUCUGUAAAUGGUGAGACUGAUCUGGAUUUUCUAACUGUUCCUAUUAGCAUUCCAGAAAUUGCUAUACCAGUCAUUGAAUUAACAAUCCCAGCCAUCACUGAUGUCAACUUGUAUGAGAUUAUUGGCCUGAAGUACCUUACAACCAAGCCAACUGUUGAUGUAAAUGCGAAAAUUGUCUACCAAAAGAGCAGGUUAGCAUCAAUCAUUGAUCUUGGUUUCAUGAGCUUUCCUGGUGUAGGCAACUUAAUCUCUGAGAUAUCUUUCAAGUCCUCUAUUUUCAACCUAAUUACCAAUGCUGGAUUAUAUGGAGAUAAUGAUCUUGUCGUCCGCAUCGCUGCUACUUCUACCUCUGUGUUUGAAGAACUGAAGGCCAAACUUGAGGGUACAAGCAGCCUCACCUUUAAGAGAGGACUGAAACUGGCUAAUGCUUUAUCUCUGAAGAAUGCUUACAUUGAAGGAACCCAUAACAGCACUGUGACAGUGAACACUGAACUUUUGGAAGCUGCAGUAGCUGUGACUACAGUUGCAAACAUGAAUCUGCCCAUCCUUAGCAUUGAAGUAAACCACAAGCUCCUUGCAGACACCAAAACCCAUCCAAAUGCAGUAUCUACACUAACAAUCAAACAAAAAUGUGACCUUCCCAUUAUCAUGGCUGUUGGGAGUGGUGAAGCUGAACACAUUUUGAAGGUAGAUGCAGCUGCUUCCUAUAUUUCUAUGGACUCCACCACAAAGGGUAUGAUUGAUGGAUCUUUCCUGGAAACUGGCAUUGUUAAAGGAGCUUUGGAUAAUGAAGCAACCAUGCACAUGACUGGUGAAGUAGUACGUUCCAAGCUGAGCACUACUGGUAAUGUAAAUGUUAAUUAUGGGGAUAUCAAAGUAGAGUUUGAUGUCAAUGAAAACUUUGACAUGGAGUCAGCACUUAAUCAUGUGUACACUGUCAUGAAUAUUGUUUCUAAUAAUGAAGUCAACAUUGCCACUUUCAACACCAAGGGUAAGCAUGUUGCCAAAGCCACUGUUGAUUUGGUUCCAAUGAGAUCCCUUGUUACCAAUGUAGAAUUUGACUUGUCUCAGCCAACCAAUCUCGGUGAUUUCACCAUCUAUGAGAAGACAGCUGUUGACUUGACUCUCUUCAAGCAGAAGAUUUCCUAUUACACAAAAAUGGUUUCCCCAGUAUAUAACACAAAUAUUGUGGUUGAGAUGGAAGCUGAUGCCCCAAUCUUCAAAGUUGUUUUCAAGUCCUCAGCCAAAUCUCCAUUUGUACUCCUGGACUAUGAUCUUGACAGUUAUCUGUCGACUGUUGUGGAAAAUGAAGUCCUGAAUGCAAGAGCUAAGGCUUUCCUUGAACAUAGUGAUUUCACCAUAGACUUCAACAGUAUUUUUACACCAAGUGCUCCCAGCCAUACCAUGAAUGUUGACAUUACCAGCCAAACUUUUACGGAUGUGAACCUUCGUUAUGCUGCUCAUAGAGAGGGAGUGACUGCUUCAAUUUCCUCACCAUCGACCAGCUUACUUGGUUUUCAGCUCUUGGGCAAGGCCCCAUCUCAGUUGACUUCACGUGUCUAUAGCCAAUAUGCGUCUGCACCUGAAAAUGACAUCCUGAAAGUAAAUAUUGCUGCAGAUAGAAACGAAAAAAUACAUUUCCAGGCUGACUGCAACCUGCAAGCUCCCAAAGAAAUGAUCCUGGGGCUGAAAUCAAGAUUGCCUGCCAUCACUUCUGCUAUUUCCAAAUUUGCAGAAAAGUAUGGUAUUCUUGAUGCCAUCAACGGUCUGAAGACAACUCUUUUCAGUGCUCUAAAUGAAGCCUUCACUAUUUCAUACAAUCAUUCUCCCGAUCUCGGCCAGCUAUCUAUUUUGUUCAGAAAUGUUAUUGUUCAGUACAGUAAGGCCAUUCAGCAACUACUUGAUGCUGCCGUUACCUUCCUGAGGGAGACCCAAAUUAAGCUGCCAGGUAUGGAGGAAACUACACUGCCUGAGAUCUUCCAGCAAAUCAAAAGCAGCAUUGCUGCAGUGUAUGAAAAAGUUAUUGAUGCUAUCACUGUCAACCUAAAAGCCCACUUAUCUACUGUUAAGACCAUCAGGAUAGUUCUGCCUGAUGGUGAGAUCUUAACUGGAGAUGAAAUCCUUGGUUAUAUGGAACAUGCCCUGACCCAAAGUGUGGAUAUGAUAAGUCAGCUAGAUAGUCUUGAUGUAAUUUUUGAGAAGCUGGGUCAAGCCUUACAAGUGAUUGUAGAUAUGGCCCAGAUGUACAUUGACUUCAUCCAAUCAGAUUUUCUUGAUAAUAUUGCUGCAGAAAUCAACACAUUCUAUACUGAAAAUAUUAGGUUAGUCAAAAUCCAGAUUGAGACCCUUAAUAAUUUCACCAUCGAUAAAUUGAAUUCUUUUCUUAAUGUAUUCAUGGAGUUGGCCUUAUUCAUCGUGGAGGAGUUCAGAAAGAAUGUUUCUACAGUUUUUCCGACAGAUUCAGAGCGCUUUGUUAAUGUUCAUAAUGGAAGGCUAAAAAUGGACAUUUCUUUUCCCUUGUAUCAGUAAACAGACACAACUGAACCUUUAAAACAUAUGAAAUACUACCAACUGCUGUUAAGACUGAAUUAAAGCAAGCAUCAUUUCAGCAUGUAUGUCUAGCAGCCAGAACUCUCCUGCACACAUUAUUAUUAUUUCUUUGCAUUAUUCUUUUUGUGUGAACAAGAAAUUCUAUAAAAUAAACUGAAAUCAGUAAAACUA
Molecule: messenger RNA, 11240 nt
Organism: Hemibagrus wyckioides
Lineage: Eukaryota; Metazoa; Chordata; Actinopteri; Siluriformes; Bagridae
Gene: apobb.1
Product: apolipoprotein Bb, tandem duplicate 1
Exons: 28
Coding region: 60-11048 (3662 amino acids)
Biological process (GO): triglyceride mobilization; lipoprotein transport; cholesterol transport
Cellular component (GO): very-low-density lipoprotein particle; mature chylomicron; low-density lipoprotein particle
Molecular function (GO): low-density lipoprotein particle receptor binding; cholesterol transfer activity
Source: RefSeq, a predicted model, not a curated record